Messenger RNA from Grosmannia clavigera kw1407, 1032 nucleotides. RefSeq names its product amidohydrolase 2. Bases 1 to 1032 code for a protein of 343 amino acids. NCBI's taxonomy places the organism in Eukaryota, Fungi, Ascomycota, Sordariomycetes, Ophiostomatales, Ophiostomataceae. The record is from RefSeq and is a predicted model, not a curated record. Gene Ontology annotation, molecular function: hydrolase activity. The transcript has a single exon.
AUGUGGACAAUAAGACACGCAGUUCUUCCUGCACUCACAUCUCGUCAGCUCUCGGCCCAGGGGCACCACCGAAUACACAACAUCGCCGGCGUCCGCAGCGCCGCGGCCAUGGUGCCAGAAGGCGCCUGGGACACGCAUAUUCAUGUGUUUGAGCCGGACCGGUUCCCGUACGCGGAGCCUCGUCGCUACACGCCCAAAGCGGCCGCGCUGACGGCAUAUCCGGCGGCCGCGCGGACGGGCUGCACCAACAUUGUCGUCGUGCACGCGUCGAUGCAGGGCCAAACGGCGGCGCCGCUGGUCGAUCUGCUGCGCCGCCAAGAGACGGACCCACAAAUUCGAAGCCGGUUCGGCGUGCUGCGCGGACUAACGGCGCUAGAUCCAGACGCCGUGACGGACGACGAGCUCGACGCGCUGCACAAGGCCGGCGUGCGUGGCUGUCGGCUGCACGAAAACGCGGCCGAUGCCAGCAAGGCCGGUGUGGUGGCCGGCAUAGCCGCCAAGAUCGAGGCGCUCGCCCGACGCACUGCUCGGCUGGGCUGGAUCGUCGACGUGUUUUGCCCGCUGGCCGUCUGGGCGGCGCUGGCCGACAAGUUGCGCAGCAGCAGCAACAACAACCGCAUCGACCCGCGUGUUCAUCUGGUGGCCGACCACCUGGCCAGCACGCUGCCUGGCGCCGAGACCACGCUGGCCUUCCGAGAGCUGCUGGCGCUCGUGCGUGAGCGCCGUCUUUUUGUCAAACUCUCCGGCUUCGACCGGCUCUACCAUGAUAACGACGGCAUCGACAGCCUCGCUGCUGCCAUCAAGGCCCUCGUCGCUGCCGGCCCCGACCAGAUCCUCUUCGGCUCCGACUGGCCGCACACCCAGCUGGACGUCAACCGCGCUGGCAAAACGGCCGAGCAGCGCCUGCACGACGUCGAGGGCUUCCGCCACGUCGACAAUGCUGCCCACAUUGCCAAGCUGCGCGAGUGGAUCCCCGACGACGAGACCUGGCACAAGCUUUGGGUGGCCAACCCCCAGCGGCUGUUUGCGUAG